Molecule: messenger RNA, 576 nt
Organism: Lodderomyces beijingensis
Lineage: Eukaryota; Fungi; Ascomycota; Pichiomycetes; Serinales; Debaryomycetaceae
Source: the annotation of a GenBank genome assembly
AUGUCUCAGAAAAGAUUAGCAAAAGAGUGCCUCAAGUACCAGAAAACCCCGCCGUCCGCAUCCAACAGCCAGAUUGUGUCUCUAGCGUGCGUGAAGGAGGACGAUUUGUACCACUGGACGGCCAAGAUAGCCAAGCCAACCACGUUGGACUCUCCGUGGUACUACAACGGAGAAUGGGUGCUCGACAUUUUGGUGCCGCAGACGUAUCCGCAGCAACCACCCACGGUCAAGUUCACCACGCCGAUAAUCCACCCCAACAUCGAUGUCCAUCUGGGCGAAAUCUGUCUUGAUAUCCUCAAGAGCGACUGGAGCCCCGCUUGGAACUUGGAAGGCGUCCUUGUGGCAAUCUUGCAGUUGUUGGACCACCCCGAGCCUGACUCGCCUUUGAACAUUGAUGCUGCCAACUUGUUUAGAGCUGACUUGACGGCGUUUGAGAGCUUGGUCCAGUUCCACUUGUGGCAAAAUGGCAAUUUCUACAGAAACCAGAUGGUUAGGCUCUCUAGUGGGUCUAGGCAAGAUGCAGACGCCAAGAGUCGGAGCGUUGCUGACGAUAGCAGAAGACUAGUUGAGGCUUGA